CACAGAAGCAUAAGCGUCUGGCCAUCGCUUCCGAUCUCAAACCAUCUCAAAGAAACAGGCUGAUCAGAUCAGCUAGCCAUGGCUUCCACCGUAAGCUUCUUGGCCAUGAUCAUGGCGUGCACGCUCCUCGCUAGCAGCACGUGCCACGCCGCGCGCCACUUGGCCGACACGACCCCGGCGGCCGCCGCUCCCGCUGCCCCUGCAGCCGCUGUUCCUGGCCUCCCGGCCGUGCCAACCUUGCCAACACUGCCACCAAUGCCGGCUGUGCCCACAGUGCCAGCCGCGACCAUGCCACCAAUGCCGGCCGUGCCCGCGAUCACCGCGCCGACCAUGCCAGCUGUGCCCACAGUGCCAGCCGCGACCAUGCCGCCUAUGCCGGCCGUGCCCGCGGUCACCGUGCCGACCAUGCCGGCUGCGCCCACAGUGCCAGCCGCGACCGUGCCCACAGUGCCGGCCGCGCCCGCGAUCACCGUGCCGACAAUGCCAGCCGUGCCCACGGUCACCGUGCCGCAGGUGACACUGCCCCCUAUGCCGGCGAUCACCAUCCCUUCCGUGCCAAAGGUGACGAUGCCCCCGAUGCCCGCCAUUGUCAUACCCAAGGUGACCGUUACCAUGGCGCCGAUGCCCGCCAUUGUCGUGCCCAAGGUGACACUGCCUCCGAUGCCUUCCAUCCCGACCGUGAACGUGCCUAUGCCGUUCCUAGCACCGCCUCCAUCAGCGUAGGCGCGCUCCUCAUCGUGCAUAUUCUUGAUGUGCGUGGCAGGAUCACUCGGUUGCUAGUGUGUUUUCGUGUUGUGCGUCCUACAUUUCAAGCCUCAGCUGUUCGUACUUUGUACUGGUUGACGUAUGUGAGAAUGUACUGUUAGUGUGUGUUGAGUUGCCCCAUUGUAUGUAUGCGGUACUUCUCCAUAUCUAUAUGUAUAUUUUGAGCUUUUUUACGCCACGAGUUCAUAUUUUUCUUCA
Molecule: messenger RNA, 963 nt
Organism: Brachypodium distachyon (stiff brome)
Lineage: Eukaryota; Viridiplantae; Streptophyta; Magnoliopsida; Poales; Poaceae
Product: protein app1-like
Exons: 1
Coding region: 79-723 (214 amino acids)
Source: RefSeq, a predicted model, not a curated record